AUGCCUUGUUCGGAGGCACAAGAAUGCGACGUGUACGCCGACAUUACGACGCGAAUGAUUUUUCUCAAUGCUGGCGACAAGAUCAGAGAACACAUGACGAAACAAUCCGAGAAUAUGACACCGAGGAAAGAGAAUGCAAUCCUCAAGACGUCAGCAUCAACGGAAACAUCAACAACACAAGACGGUGCCAUCUGCGCUCCGGAACCCUACGAUUAUGGCUCGUACAAGUGCACUCUUCAUGAGACGAUGUCUCCCACGCCUCGCUCUUCGAGCGAACUAAGGUUUCUCCAUGAGUUGGCGGUGCUGACAAGAGAAGCGGAUCAAGACUCGAUCGCGUCCGCCAUGUCCACACCGACGAGUCUAACUCCAGUGUACCACCUCAGCUCGCUCCCGUCGCCGCUCAUGGACCUUGGGAAUUCGCACCAAGUCUACGACUUACCCUCUCCUUCCUCCUCGCGGUUCAAGAUCAUGAGCGCAUCUCAGGUGGAACUUGCGGGCAAUGUGGAUGGUAUGAAACAACGUGAGGUCCCAGCGAGAAAGCCGAUCUUGUUACAGGCCCAAAUGCCUGAGUACAACUUUGAUAUGUCGGGAAUCGAGAGUUGCUCGGAUCGCAAUCGUAUUUCAUCAUGGAAAUGGUUUGACCUGGAGGUUUUCAAAGGGAGGAACACAAUGAAGCAUCAGUGCAUUGAUGCAGUCACUUGGCAGGACAAGUAUUGUUUCGCCCUAUCAAAAGAGGCGAACCUAUGGUUGGGUCGGGCAAGGACACUGAUCAUGUCAGGUUUGGUACUCAAGUACGGAGGCUAUUUCUGGUUGGAGGGCAAGAGAGGGAACGGGGGGCGUUUGGCAUUAGAGCAGCAAUUGAGAAACAGAGGAGGUUGGGGUAGGGGGGUUGAGCAGAGGAACAGGAAGACCGCAGAGAGCAGCAACAUGUUCAGCGACGUGCAGCAGUUUGUCGAGCUCGCCACCUUCGCGAAUUGCGAUGAAAAAUCUGAGACCAUUGAUCUCUUCUUUCCAGGAACCACCAAUGGCAACCAUGGUUGCAACACCACCAACACCACCAUGACCGGCGGAAACGGCAAGAGCGACUUUGGAGGCACCAUGAUCUGCCAGUCAACCAACGGCGGCUUCGGGGUGUCUUCUGACAGCUACGGGCUUGACACCGUCGACUGUAAGUUAGCCUGCUGA
Guillardia theta CCMP2712 is the source of this 1185-nucleotide messenger RNA. RefSeq lists its product as hypothetical. The record is from RefSeq and is a predicted model, not a curated record. Bases 1 to 1185 code for a protein of 394 amino acids. The transcript is spliced from 5 exons. Lineage: Eukaryota; Cryptophyceae; Pyrenomonadales; Geminigeraceae.